Molecule: messenger RNA, 1275 nt
Organism: Spinacia oleracea (spinach)
Lineage: Eukaryota; Viridiplantae; Streptophyta; Magnoliopsida; Caryophyllales; Amaranthaceae
Product: 1-aminocyclopropane-1-carboxylate oxidase 4
Exons: 4
Coding region: 96-1058 (320 amino acids)
Source: RefSeq, a predicted model, not a curated record
UUAUCACUACCACAAACAUAAGUGAAAAAUCAAAGUAACAAAGAAUAUUCUCCAAAGAAAAAACCAAGCUUUACAUAAGAGGGAAAAAAAAAGAAAUGGAGAACUUCCCGGUUAUCAAUUUGGAAAAUCUUAAUGGUGAGGAGAGACAAGCUACCAUGGCUAAGAUCCACGACGCUUGUGAAAAUUGGGGUUUUUUCGAGUUGGUAAAUCAUGGAAUUUCACAUGAUCUGAUGGACACGGUGGAGAGGAUCACAAAGGAGCAUUACAAGAAAUGUAAUGAACAAAGAUUUAAAGAGCUUGUAGCAAGCAAAGGCUUAGAGAAUGUGUCUACUGAGAUUAAGGACAUGGAUUGGGAAAGCACCUUCUAUUUGCGCCACCUUCCUGAUUCUAACAUUGCCUCUAUCCCUGAUCUAGAUGACGAAUAUAGGAGGGUAAUGAAGGAGUUUGGUCUGAGACUAGAAAAACUAGCAGAAGAUCUUUUGGACUUGUUGUGUGAGAAUCUAGGGUUAGAGAAAGGUUACCUUAAGAAGGUAUUCUAUGGAGGCAGAGCACCCAACUAUGGUACCAAGGUGAGCAAUUACCCACCAUGCCCUAAACCUGACUUGAUCAAGGGACUACGAGCCCAUACCGAUGCAGGUGGCAUCAUCCUCUUAUUCCAAGAUGACAAAGUUAGCGGCUUACAACUCCUUAAAGAUGACCAAUGGAUCGAUGUUCCACCCAUGCGCCACUCUAUUGUUAUCAACCUUGGUGACCAACUUGAGGUAAUCAGUAAUGGGAAAUACAAGAGUGUUCUGCAUCGAGUAGUAGCCCAAACAGGCGGGACUAGAAUGUCGAUUGCAUCGUUCUACAACCCUGCAAGCGAUGCAGUGAUCUUCCCUGCACCUUGUUUGGUGGAGAAGGAUCAGCAAAAGCAAAUCUACCCAGAAUUUGUAUUUGAUGACUACAUGAAGCUGUAUGCAGGCCUUAAAUUCCAGCCUAAGGAGCCCAGGUUUGAAGCUAUGAAGAAUGCCCAAAAUGGAGUCAAGUUGGACUUAGGUCCUAUUGCUGCUGCUUAUUAGAAUAACAAACAUUAUAUAUAGAUCCAGCAUAUAUUCUUCAUAUCAUAGUAUAAAACGAUUUUAUUUUUAUUUGUUUAAAGUUGUUCUUGGUGAAGAAUGUUUGUUCAUCAACAAGUCUUAAAAGAUAAUUAUUUUUUGCACUAGUAAACUUAUAGUUAUAACAUGUAAGUUUCUUUCUUAAGUGUGUUAACAAUAAAUUUUGAGUUAUUACCGAUUA